AACACCUGUUCAGCCAUCUCAACACUGCAGAGCACACAACUGCGCAUGCUCAUACAUCUCCUCUGUAUGCUUCACCUGCUCAGGUAACACACCUGUGUGAGCCAAUCAGGUGCUCUGGCGCUGCAGUUUGUUUGCAGUGUGAGCGGCACGAGGGGCCGCGUGGGCGCUGUGAAGGCGGCACGAGCUGCUCAUUUAAACCAGAAACAAAGAGAGUGAUCCGGAUCAGAGGAGGUGAUGGUGUGCACGAGGAGGAGGAGGAGGAGGAGGAGGAGGUGAUGGUGUGCACGAGGAGGAGGAGGCGGCUUCUCAAUUAUCCCUCCGCGUGAAGAUAGGUGGCGCGUGGUGGUAGAAGGUCUCGCGCCUGUUUAUGUUGCGGUGACAGCUCCGGCGGGGCGGCGUCACACAGACGCUCUGACACCGGAUCAGUCCCGACCUGCCCGCCCGGACCGACGCUCCCCUCCCGGCCACCGCUCUGCGCACACACCGGGACUCACCGGGACUCUCCGGGACUCACCGGGACUCUCCGGGACACCAUCCAGAUUUCUUUUUUAACAUUUUAUUUCAGGGAGGGGGGCACGCGCAGUAGCAGCACUUUUUUUCUUUAGUGUGCUGCCGUUUCUUCCUCGCUGCUUCUCCUUCAGCGGCAGGAAACACGGACACUCUCCGGCGGCGGGAGGAGCAGCAGCGGAGCCGGAUCAGGAGCCCAUGCGGACCGGACUGACUUAUCAAUGAAGCAGGAGAUCAUGGCGGAGGGUCCCCGCUGCAAGAGGCGAAAACAGGCCAACCCCCGGAGGAAGAACGUGUUGAACUAUGAGAAUGUGGUGGAAACGGGUUCUGAGACAGACGAGGACGACAGGACGCUGGUCUCCGAGGAGAACGGCCUCGCUAAUGGCGGCGGCGGAGGAGGAGGAGGAGGGGAGGAUGAAGAGGCAGGCAGCCCGGCCAGCGUGCCCACUCUGGAGGCGUCGCCGCGGGUCGCCCACGCCCUGCUGUCCUACCACGGCCAGGAGGGGUCAGAGGUCAGGGAGAACCUCCACCACAGCUGGAGGCUGCGGGACGACACCAACGGACACCUCAACGGCGCCGAUGACAGGAAGGACGAGUAUGAAGCUCUGGGUCCGGAGGCGUCUCUGCACGCUGUGGGAAACGGAACAGUGAAGCGACUGGAAGGCGUCUCUGAGCUGGACGAAUACUUUCUGAAACGUAAACUGGAGGAGGGUGACGGUCACCCGGCAACAAUCGCCGAGUACCUGCAGCGCAGCGACACCGCCAUCAUUUACCCAGAAGCCCCGGAGGAGGUGACGCGACUGGGCACGCCCGAGGCCAUCGGUCAGGACGAGAGCGAGCACGACCUGCCGCCCGGCACCGCCGACGACUUCGCCCAGCUGCUCACCUGUCCGUACUGCGACCGCGGAUACAAACGCCUGACGUCUCUGAAGGAACACAUCAAAUACCGCCACGAGAAGAACGAGGAGAGCUUCACCUGCCCGCUGUGCGCCGACACCUUCAGCCACCGCACGCAGCUGGAGCGUCACAUGACCACACACAAGCCUGCCAGAGACCAGCCGCAGCUGCUGAACGAAGGAGCUGGAAACCGCAAGUUCAAAUGCACCGAGUGUGGAAAAGCCUUCAAAUACAAACAUCACCUGAAGGAGCAUCUGCGCAUUCACAGCGGUGAGAAGCCGUACGAGUGCUCCAACUGUAAGAAGCGGUUCUCCCACUCCGGCUCCUACAGCUCCCACAUCAGCAGCAAAAAAUGCAUCGGACUGAUUGCUGUCAACGGACGAGUACGCAACGGAAACAACGGCAAGCCUGGCUCCUCCCCGAAUUCUACGACCUCAUCGCCUGGAAGCCCCGCCCUCGCCCAGCUCCGCCACAAACUGGAAAACGGGCGACCGCUCGGCCCACAAGACCAGCAGGGUCAGCUGGACAUCAAAGCCGAGCCGAUGGACUUCAACGAGUACCGGCUGCUGAUGGCCUCUCAGUUUGGGGGACCGGGUGUCUACAUGAACAGCCGUGGUGGAAGCCCCCUGGGUAUCCAUAGCUCCUCCCAGAGCCCCCUUCAACACCUGGGUGGCCUGGGCAUAGACCUGCCCCUGCUGGGCUACGGAGGGCCUCUUGGGAACAACCUGAGCGAGGUGCAGAAGGUGCUUCAGAUUGUGGACAACACGGUGUGCAGGCAGAAGAUGGAUGGGAACCCAGAGGAGAUCUCCAAGCUCAGGGCCUACAUGAAGGAGCUGGGGGCCCAGAUGGAGGAACAGAAGCUGGCCCUGUCCUCUCAGCAAGCCAGCUUCCAGGUGGUGGGCCACAGCAGCCCCACCAAGAGUAUCAUUGACUACACGCUGGAGAAGGUCAACGAGGCCAAGAGUCUGAUUGACGACUCCAAGAGGCAAGUGGAUGUCAAGAAGGAGAAGCCGAACCACUCAGUGGAUCUCAGCGAGGAGAAAUCCCAUGACGGCCAGAACCAGUUCCUGCCGUUCUCCUGCCAGUUCUGCAAGGAGAGCUUUCCUGGGCCGAUCCCACUGCACCAACAUGAGCGCUACCUGUGCAAGAUGAACGAGGAGAUCAAAGCGGUCCUAAAGCCGGCUGAGACUAGUCCUGCUGGCCGCAGGGGGGCGAUGUCCUCUGAGCUGUCCAGUAACGAGCGGGGCACCAGCCCCAUCAACCCCUUCAAGGACCACGUGUCAGUGCUCAAGGCCUACUUCGCCAUGAACACUGAACCCAACUCAGAGGAACUUCUCAAGAUUUCAAUUGCUGUUGGCCUUCCUCAAGAGUUUGUCAAGGAGUGGUUUGCCCAGUGGAAGAGCCAAAACCAUGGAGGCGGUCUGAGGAAAAAGUCGCCCCUUCCUGACCACGGCGGAUCAGACGGCAACCACACCUUGAGCCGGUCACCGGUGUCACUUCCUGCCGUAGAUUUCACUAACGGUGACGCCUCCCACAGACUCACAAUAAAUAACCAGUUUACAGCCAACAGGCAGACAACAGGGGACAAACCACUAGACCCCUUGGACCACUUGAGGAACAACACUCCGUCACCCCUCAACCUUUCCUCCACUUCCUCCAAAAACUCUCAGAGUAGCUCUUACACUCCAAACAGCCUAGCCUCUGAGGAUGCCCAUGGGGAUAUACCACUGGAUCUGUCGCUGCCCAAACACAUGGCGCAGAAGAAGCGACACAGACCCAAUGGUUUCAGCAUUGAGCACAAUGGUGAGCUGCAAGACCAGGCAUCCAGGCCUUUAGAUCUAGUCAACAUCAAGAAGGAGGUCCUGGGCUCGGAUGGUGGAGGGAACUCCAUCCACCAGCUGGAGAAGAGUAGCAGUCCGAUCUUUGGGAUUAAUCCCUUCGCUGGUGGCCCUGUCUACACCUCCCUGCCGCCUCAUGGAGCUUUUCCUCCGCCUACUUUCAUGUCUCCUGCCCAGGCCACCAUCCCGGGCCUCAGGCCAUACGCAGGUCUCGACCCCAUGAGCUUCCUGCCCCACAUGGCCUACACCUACGCCACCGGGGCGGCCACAUUUGCUGAAAUGCAGCAGAGGAGAAAGUACCAACGGAAACCAGGUUUCCAGGGGGAGCUGCUGGACGGGACGGCAGACUAUCUGUCAGGCCUGGACGACCUGACAGACAGCGAUUCGCUGCUCUCCAGGAAGAAGAUUAAGAAGACUGAAAGUGGUAUGUACGCGUGUGACUUGUGCGACAAAACAUUCCAGAAGACCAGUUCCCUCCUAAGACACAAAUAUGAGCACACAGGGAAGCGUCCUCACCAGUGUCAGAUCUGUAAGAAGGCCUUCAAACACAAGCACCAUCUCAUCGAGCACUCGCGGCUGCACUCCGGAGAGAAACCGUACCAGUGCGACAAGUGUGGCAAGCGCUUCUCUCACUCGGGCUCGUACUCGCAGCACAUGAACCACCGCUACUCGUACUGCAAGAGGGAGGCCGAGGAGCGCGAGGCGGCCGAGAGGGAGGCGCGGGACAAAGGCGGCGGUGGCGGUGGCGUGGUGGUGGGCAGCCUGGAGCCCACUGAGCUGCUGAUGAGGAGGGCCUACCUGCAGGGCCUGGGGCCGCUCGGAUACUCGGACCCCGAGGACCAGCAGGAGGACGGUGGCGGCGGCGGCGGCGGCACGAUCCUGAGAGACGGCACUGAGGGAAGAGCGGGCGAGAGGGAAGUGGACAAAACGUACGAGGAGGUGACAGACAGACAGGAGGCAAGUUUCAGGGAAGGAGAGGAAGAGGAGGAGGAGGAGGAGGGAGACAGCAGGACCCAGAUGGACUCGACGAGGGACAACGACGAGGGCAAAGACACGACGCAGCUGAUGGACGAGAGUUUACGAGAAGGGAAGACAGACGGCAAGUCGGACCAGGAGGACUGAUCCAGAAACAACAAGUCACAAGAAAAAAGCUUUCAGAACAUUCAGAAAAUCCUCUUCAGGGACUGUACACUAAUUAUUAGAGGUGGGGGGGCUGUUAUCUACCCCAGAUUUAUAUUGUUUGUUUGUUUUAUGCAGAGAAACAGUCCUUCAUUUGUCCUCACAUUCAGCUGAUCACUGAUCAGAUGUAAUGAGCCUCAUUAACAACUAAAACGUUAACGUCACGUGAUGCUAACGUUCCCAGUCCAAGCAAAAGUUUUACAUUUUUGGAAACACGCUCGAUGUUCAGAUAGACUCACGUCUGUAUGAAGCUACAGUCAGCAGCUGCCAGCGGUGGAAGAAGUACUCAGAUCCUUAAUGCAGUAAAAGUACCAAUACAAC
Thunnus maccoyii (southern bluefin tuna) is the source of this 4742-nucleotide messenger RNA. RefSeq names its product zinc finger E-box binding homeobox 2a (gene zeb2a). The record is from RefSeq and is a predicted model, not a curated record. Gene Ontology annotation, molecular function: DNA-binding transcription factor activity, RNA polymerase II-specific; RNA polymerase II cis-regulatory region sequence-specific DNA binding. Gene Ontology annotation, biological process: regulation of transcription by RNA polymerase II; anatomical structure development. Lineage: Eukaryota; Metazoa; Chordata; Actinopteri; Scombriformes; Scombridae. Bases 729 to 4364 code for a protein of 1211 amino acids. The transcript is spliced from 10 exons.